Molecule: messenger RNA, 1530 nt
Organism: Zasmidium cellare ATCC 36951
Lineage: Eukaryota; Fungi; Ascomycota; Dothideomycetes; Mycosphaerellales; Mycosphaerellaceae
Exons: 1
Coding region: 1-1530 (509 amino acids)
Cellular component (GO): cytoplasm; nucleus
Molecular function (GO): RNA polymerase II cis-regulatory region sequence-specific DNA binding
Source: RefSeq, a predicted model, not a curated record
AUGCUCUCGCAGCUGCUGAACCCCGAGCACCACGCAGAGGUUCAGCAACACUCGACGCCCUCCACCGCCGCGCCCCCGCCAGCGCAGUCGCAACCACCUACCACCACCAACGGAGCGUCCUCGCAGUCGUCGUCGCCCACCCCCAUGGCCGGUUCCGUAAUGACGAUGCCGGCGAUGGGCGUCGCCAUGCAGAACAACGACGAGCACCGCCCCGACCUCCCGCGCCCGUACAAGUGCCCGUUGUGCGAUAAGGCCUUCCACCGUCUCGAACAUCAGACGCGCCACAUCAGAACGCACACGGGCGAGAAACCACAUGCCUGCCAGUUCCCUGGCUGCACGAAGCGCUUCAGCAGAUCCGACGAAUUGACCCGCCAUUCUCGCAUUCACAACAACCCCAACUCUCGUCGCGGCAACAAGCAGCAUGUCGCCGCAGCCGCGGCAGCAGCAGUGCAAGCGGGCAUGUACGACAACAACGCCCUACAGCAGCAGAUCAAUCAGCUGCACCAGAUGAACCAAAUGAACCCGCUCAGUCAACUCAACCAGAUGAACCAGAUGAACGUCCAGAUGGGCCAGAUCACCCCAAUGAGCCAUCUCAACCAGUCGACUCCGAGCCAGGUCAACCCCAUCAUGCCACCGCCCCCACCUCAGCAGCAACAGGUGCCACCUCCUCCACCUGCACAGGCCACGCAGUCGGCCCCCAGCUCGCAACUCAACUCGCCAAACGUUUCACCACCUCACUCGUACGCCUCGACGUACUCGAGUACACCAGGGUCCUACAUCACUCGCAAUGUGAGCGGCGAUAUUAGCCCCGCAGCGGGCAAUGGGUACAACCACAGACCGAUGGACAUCAACCUGCUUGCGACUGCUGCGUCUCAGGUUGAGCGCGAGAACAGCACCUCGAUUCCCAACCAACAUCUCUCGCUACCGUCAAGACAUAACUACCCAUCGCACCCUUACCAUCACCCAUACCAUACAGGCCGGAUGCCGUCAUUGUCAUCAUACCACUACUCGUCGAAUCCAACUUCUCAGCCAAUGUCAAGAUCGCAUUCGCAUGAAGACGACGACCACCGGCCCGCAAAGAAGUCGAGACCAGGCUCUCCUCAAUCAACGGCGCCGCCAUCGCCGUCAUUCUCUCACGCCUCGGCUUCACCCACCCCAGAUCAUACCCCACUAGCGACACCGUCGCAUUCUCCACGACUUCGACCACAAUUCUUCCACAAUGGUGUGCAAUUACCGACUUUGCACCAUCUCUCGCUUGCGCAUCAGCCACCACCAGCUCUUGCGCCCGUCGAACCAUCAGCUGACGGACAUCAGCCUUACGUACCAGCACAGCAUAGCGGGCUGAGGAUUAGUGAGAUUAUGGAGGCAGGGGAUGGUGCGCAGCGUAAACUGCCAAUUCCAAUGGUAGCCCCGGCGAAAGAAUCGAAUUACACCGUCAAGGAGCUGGUCAAUCCCGGCAGUGGCGCCAGUAGCGGUCAGAGCAGUGCCCGCCAGAGCGAAGCUGGGAACGACCUUCAGGAGCGACUAUAG